Messenger RNA from Xyrichtys novacula (pearly razorfish), 5387 nucleotides. Lineage: Eukaryota; Metazoa; Chordata; Actinopteri; Labriformes; Labridae. The record is from the annotation of a GenBank genome assembly.
GCGCUGAUUGGUCAGACGGCUUGUUGUCGAACUCUCGUGCACCGGAUGCAAAACUUAUUCAGCUUCGCUAACAGGCAAGGUAAUACUCUAAUAUUAUAGUUUUUUUUCUUCUCUAUUCUGUGCGCUGUCAGGCGUAUUAAAGAUUUAGACAUUUAUUUCGAGCACGGAAAGGUUAAUUUUAAAAACGUUGUUUUGCACGUUACUUCCGUUAGUUUGUGAGAAAUAUCGCUUUACUCAGCUCGCUAACGUUAGCUUCUCUUCAGAGUCUAAGUGCUGCAGUACAGGAAUAUAAUGAGCUGACUGACUUUGUUCAAAACUCAAACUUCUGAACAUGUUUCUCCCCUCUAAGUCCUUAUCAUGAAGCCAUGACCUCUGUUAAACCUAACACCUGGAGCCUCUCUCUGUAGCGCCUCAGCAGAGGAAAAUAACACUGUAGAGGUGAAGAGAGAAAAUAAUAGAGAAUUACAGGAUUUAUAGUUUUAUACACUGAUUUUAUUUUACUUUGAUUUUUUUUACAAGCUGCUGGAUGAUACUGAAAGAUACCAGGUUGUUUGCAUCUUUGUCAAUGCAUUAAAGAUGAAGUGAUGCAAUGGAUAUAAAUGUAAAGCAAUGCAAUAUUAUGCCUCAGUCCCAAAACCAUUACCUUAUGAACUCAUAUUAGACAUUAUUUUCUGUAGACAAUAGCAACCUCAAAUUGUGGUCUGUGAAGAAAGAUAGCUAUUCAAACUUAAUAGAUGUAUACAUUGCACAAAAAUUAUGUAAAAUGUCUCAUAAUAAUCUUGCAGAUCCCAUUAAUGCUCCCUGUGGUGCACCUAGACAGCAGAAAUGUCUGAUAGUGAAGGAUCAGCACCUGAGCCUGCUGGACUGGAUGGUCUUCCACCCAUGUACAGCAUCUCCAAGGGGGAGGUUGUGUCUGUACAGACCUACGGAGCCUUUGUCAGACUGCCAGGAUACAAGAAAGAAGGUUGGUAAAACAUGACUCCUUUCAAUACUUGCAGAUUGGGGUGUGUUAUAAUAAAGAGAUUAAACCAUAAGACAAAACUGAGACUAACCUUGUCGACAUCUUUGUUGAUAUGUACAAAACCCAAUUCCAUUGAAGUUAGGAAAUUGUGAUAAACGUGAAUAAAAACAGAAUGCAAGGAUUUGCAAAUCCUUUUCAACCUAUAUUCAACUGAAUACACUACAAAGACAAGAUAUUUAAUGUUCAAACUCAUAAACUUUUUUUUUUUUGGCAAAUAAUAAUCAGAAUUUCAUGGCUGCAACACGUGCCAAGGUAGUUGGGAUAGGGGCAUGUUUACCACUGUGUUACAUCAUCUUUCCUUUUAACAACACUCAAUAAACGUUUGGGAACUGAGGAGAAUAAUUGUUGAAACUUUGAAGGUGGAAUUCUUUCCCAUUCUUGCUCAAUGUACAGCUUCAGUUGUUCAACAGUCCGGGGUCUCCGUUGUCGGAUUUUACGCUUCAUAAUGCGCCACACAUUUUCAAUGGGAGACAGGUCUGGACUGCAGGCAGGCCAGUCGAGUACCCGCACUCUUUUACUACGAAGCCACGCUGUUGUACCACGUGCAGAAUGUGGCUGAGCAUUGUCUUGCCGAAAUUAACCGGGGCAUCCAUGAAAAAGACGUUGCUUGGAUGGCAGCAUAUGUUGCUCCAAAACCUGUAUGUACCUUUCAGCAUUAAUGUUUCCUUCACAGAUGUGUAAGUUACCCAUGCCUUGGGCACUAAUGCACACCCAUACCAUCACAGAUGCUGGCUUUUGAACUUUGCGUUGAUAACAGUCCGGAUGGUUCUUUUCCUCUUUGGCCCGGAGGACACGGCGUCCACUAUUUCCAAAAACAAUUUGAAAUGUGGACUUGUCAGACCACAGAACACUUUUCUACUUUGCAUCAGUCUAUCUUAGAUGAGCUCGGGCCCAGAGAAGCUGGCUGCGUUUCUGGAUGUUGUUGAUAAGUGGCUUUCGCUUUGCAUAGUAGAGUUUUAACUUGCACCUACAGAUGUAGCGAAAAAAAAGUUUAUCAGUUUGAACAUUAAAUAUCUUGUCUUUGUAGUAUAUUCAAUUGAAAAUGGGUUGAAAAGGAUUUGCAAAUCAUUGUAUUCCAUUUUUAUUCACAAUUUACUCAUCUUCCCAACUUCAUUGAAAUUGGGUUUUGUACAAAGGCAAGAACACAAAGAGGCUGGUUUUAGUUUUAUAUUCAAGAGUUUAAUCCAAAUAAACACACUAAAAUGGGAGCAAAAAAUCAGGUUUUUAUAUGUCUGAGGAUAAUUGACCAAAUUUGUGUUUUUACAGCCUAUCUCCACCAGCUCAGGCCUUUGGGGAAAUUUUAUAGCUGUAAUCUAGUAAGAUGUCUAAUAACUGUAUAAAGAAAUUUGUACAGGCAGCUGAGGUUGGAAUGGGCCAGAACAACUGGCUGACCAUUUUCACACGUUUUGAAAUGGAGAGAAUUAAGAGGAAAUAAUGCAAAAUAAUUAUUUUAUGAUGAUUUCUUCAGGCUGAGUUCUGCUUUGCCUGCGUGCCAGAUUCAGACAAAGCUUUCCUCUUUUGCACCACUAGGGGGUGUGCUAAGCAAGGGUAUAUUCCACAUUCAAACAAGAUUAGAUCCUCUGAAAACCUGCUGUUUUUGGUAGUACUUGCUUCCACACAAAGCAUGUUAGAAUAAAAACAUGGUAUUUUCUUUAAGCCUAUCUAGCUGAUUUAAAUUGUCAGGGGGGAAUUUAGAGUGGCUGUAAUGUAUAAACAAUUCUUACAUCAUUUGUAAUGUCUUAUCAAUUGAAUACGAUCUGGAAUCAGUAUACCUGAGCCUCAGAUUUUUGAUAAACUAAAGAUGCUGCAGUGGUUAUCAGCAGGAAAUGUUAUUUACAUAUGUAUCUUUUUAUCUGGUCAAUCUUUCUUUUGUUCUUCACAUUCAGGCCUGGUUCAUGUGAGUGAAAUGUCAGCCACUCGGGUCGAGAAAGCCUCAGAGAUUGUUGAUGUUGGGGAAAAAGUUUGGAUUAAAGUUAUCGGGAGAGAGGUAACAACACACACACACACAUUAAUUGUCAUGUCAGUAAAACUGAUCAGGAUGAUGACAACUUUGUGGCCUUUGUUUUUCAGAUUCAGGGUGACAAGGUGAAGCUGUCCUUUUCUAUGAAAGCUGUCAAUCAAGGAACGGGGCGGGACCUGGACCCAAAUAAUGUUAUGGCAGAGUAAGUGCUUAAAUGUGUGUUAGCAAAGACACACAUCUGCAGCAUCUUGCAGAAAUAAAAUUAUGAAUGUCAGACAACUUUCUACAACUCAGUGACAACAAAUCUUGAAUUUUUUUAGUUUUGUCCAACUGAAAAAAGAACCCUGAUCAUGAUAAAAAUGACAAAUUAUGUGAAGCCAUUAGCAAAAAAAAAAGCCACAAGUUGAGAAAGUCCUGUUUUUAGUCAGCUUAGAAAUAUCAAGUCUACCAUGUUAGUUAAUGAUCUAGAAAAACUCAUUAACACUGUUUCCUCCUGGUUCACAACACACCUGUCCCAAUAAAAAAUCAAUUAACCGCCUUUAGAGUACUCUUAAUGCAGCAGCUCUGCACCCACACAAUGGCUAACAGUUGCUUUUAGGAUUGAUUUUAAGAUUCGUUUAACCACAUUUCAAGCACAACAUGGUCGUACCUCUCCAUAUGUGUCAGAGCUUUUAUCUCUCUAUUAAAAAGGUUGUUGUCUGAGACCCUCUGGUUGUGCUUUACUGGCUAUUUCAAGGUGAUAAGGCAUUUUCUGUCAGAGCAUUCAGAAUUUGAAACAGCCUUACAGACGAAAUCAGACUGGCAUAAACAUUUUCAUUUAUCAACCAGUGUGUCGUCUUGUUUUCUUUAAUUCCCUAUUUGCUCUUAGUUCAGGUAUAAUUGUCUUGUAAAGCACAUUCUUAAUUAUCUGAAAAUUGCUGUACAGUUAAAAGUAUUGUUGUUAUUUGUUGUUUAUCUGUGUGUGAUUGUAGACAGGAUGCAAGGCGACGGAAGCAGUUCAGAGAUCACACUGGCAACAGAAUCACACUGGAGGCUGUACUGAACACGACAUGCUCAAAAUGCGGUUGCAAAGGUAAAACAACAUGAACAAAAUAACAGAUUGUAAUUGUCAUCUAAUUUUUAAAAAUCUGGAAUUCCUUUUGAAAUUGAAAAAAAAAAACCUGUGGAUAAUAUUGAACAUAUUUUUAUCUCUGUAGGUCACUUCACAAAGGACUGUUUCUCUGCACCGGGCUUGCAGUACGCUCUUUUGCCUGAGGAGGACGACACAGAGCCACAGCAGCCAGAACAGCAGACCUCCACAGGUGCACAGCAGAAAGAUAUUGACAAGAAGAAGAAGAAUAAGAAGGUUGGUAUGCUUCUGUUUGUUGUCCAGCCGGGCCCUCACUUCUGCCUAUUUAUGGACUGUUUUUCUUAGCUGUGACUCAUCUGAUGCAAUAACCCACACAUUUUCUGCAUUAUCUGUACCUCAGUGCAUAUCUUUGAAAGGCAGCUUUAUAAGAACUAUCAGGAAAAAACAAAUCUGCCCUCCAUGCUUUUCCUUCUUUUAUUCUUACACAACAAUCUCUGCUUAUUUUUGUCUUCCAGGAGAAGAAGAUGAAGAAAAAGAGAAAAAGGGAGAGGAAGGAGUCAGACAGCGACAGCAGCAGCAGCAGUAGCGAAUGCAAAACCAAGAGGAGGCGCCACGACAGAGAGGAUAAAAAGAAGAAGAAACACAAGAAACACAAAUCGCACAAACACAGCUGAGGUAGACACACACCUUUAGAAACGCACACAUACACACUGCAUGCAGCUAAGACACACACAAGGGGGGAAGUUUGUGGCAAGACAGAGUGGCAGACUUCCUUCUUUGUACCUUUUAAAAACAUUGUAGGAUCAUGCAUUUAAGUUGAAACAUUACAUCAAGUAAAGAAGAAGCAAAAGAACCAAUAGUUUGACCUAAAGUAACCUCCAGCCCCUCCACAGAGGGCGGGGCUUACACACCGCAUGUAACCGGAUAGCUGUAUGGUAGGAAAGUAUGGCUAUCCUCCUCUGAAUAUACGUCUAGUUUACAGUUAUCCGGUUUCUUACUCUCUGGGAAAUCCAUUAAGCAGACAUAAAGAGUGUGAAGGCGACUCUUUGAGGGGUCUGACAUACAAACCCUGCACAAACACAAAGACACACACACACAUAUAGGAAGUAGUCAAACACAAACAGGACGUGUAUUGCAGCACAAGUAAGCCUAACAGGAACUUAAAGCUGUGGUGAUAUCCUGAGGUUGUCUGAACCUUUAUUUGUUUGUACAUGUGUGUUAUGUAUAUACCCUAAAAGGGACUUCUUGCUUGCCACACACAAACACACACAUACACUCACAUCCGUCUUCCUGCAUGUCAACUGUUAGCUUCAUUAAAGGUGUCUUUUUAUUUGUAA